GUUUCCCUCCCGGUCUCCCCAAUCCUCCAGCGCACUUUCCCCGGAAGGCAGUGCUGAAAAGGAUCGGGGAAACACCAGUAGGCACAUUGCGCCUGCGCAUAGGAGGGCCGGAAGUUGAGGCCGAAGUGACUCUACUUCCGUUUCUGGUUUUGCUCCAGUGUUUGGGUUUCUUCGCGGCCGCCCAAGAUGAACCGAUUCUUCGGGAAAGCGAAACCCAAGGCUCCGCCGCCCAGCCUGACUGACUGCAUUGGCACGGUGGACAGCAGGGCAGAAUCCAUUGACAAGAAGAUUUCUCGAUUGGAUGCUGAGCUAGUGAAGUAUAAGGAUCAGAUCAAGAAGAUGAGAGAGGGUCCUGCAAAGAAUAUGGUCAAGCAGAAAGCCUUGCGGGUUUUAAAGCAAAAGCGGAUGUAUGAGCAGCAGCGGGACAAUCUCGCCCAGCAAUCUUUCAACAUGGAACAAGCCAAUUACACGAUCCAGUCAUUGAAGGACACCAAGACCACGGUUGAUGCUAUGAAACUGGGAGUAAAAGAAAUGAAAAAGGCGUACAAGCAAGUGAAAAUUGAUCAGAUUGAGGAUUUACAAGACCAGCUAGAGGAUAUGAUGGAAGAUGCAAAUGAAAUCCAAGAAGCACUGAGUCGCAGUUAUGGCACCCCAGAAUUAGAUGAAGAUGACCUGGAAGCAGAGUUGGAUGCAUUGGGUGAUGAGCUUCUGGCUGAUGAAGAUAGUUCCUACUUGGAUGAAGCAGCAUCUGCACCUGCAAUUCCAGAAGGUGUUCCCACUGACACAAAAAACAAGGAUGGAGUUCUGGUGGAUGAAUUUGGAUUGCCACAGAUCCCUGCUUCAUAGACUUGCAUCAUUCAAGUACAUCAUAUAAAACAAACAUACAUGAUGGGACUGGGAAAUAUUUUAUCUUUCCAAAUUUGCCAUAACAGAUUUAGGUUUCUUUCUUUUCUUUGAAGAAAAGGUUAAUUACAUUGCUCUUUUUUUUUUCCCUCAUUAGAAGACUCAUCACUUGGGAGAUGCUUUCUUUGUACUAAACUUUGAUUCCUUUUUCUCUUACAAAAGACUAACUACUUAAAAGUAUCUUGGGCUUUGUAUGACUUUAUUUUCAUUCAUUAAUAAUCACUUGAAAUAAAACCAAGGAAAUGGGACUCUUUAAAAUCUAUGACAGUGUAAUGCUACAGUAUCAAAAUGACCUGAUAAAUUCAUAACAGGAAAAUGAAAUUAUUGAGGCUGUUCAUAUUCUGAUUCAAAACCAUUUUCUAUUGUGGUAUUAUAGGUCAGUUAAAGUGAUAGCCUUUUUCUGAUGAGUUUUGUUGUGUCUUGUGAGGAAAUCAUUACUGUGCCCAAUAUUGGAAUGGAAGUAUCACUGCUGUAUCGUGAGUAGAUAUUUUGAUUCUAUGGUUCCCUCAGUAUUACAGCCUGACUUGUAAUCAAUAAUGAAUAUUUCUUGAUAUUUAAUGUAUAGGACAUUUAUUUAUGCUCAAUAAAUAUUUUUCAAAAGGA
This is a messenger RNA of Lemur catta (Ring-tailed lemur), 1506 nucleotides long. It is a transcript of the gene CHMP5, whose product is annotated as charged multivesicular body protein 5. The transcript is spliced from 8 exons. The record is from RefSeq and is a predicted model, not a curated record. Gene Ontology annotation, biological process: late endosome to vacuole transport via multivesicular body sorting pathway; vesicle budding from membrane. The coding region runs from base 187 to 846 and encodes 219 amino acids. NCBI's taxonomy places the organism in Eukaryota, Metazoa, Chordata, Mammalia, Primates, Lemuridae. Gene Ontology annotation, cellular component: multivesicular body.